AUGGUGAGCAAAAAUCUAAGCAACCAAGAGAGGAAUCGGAUUGUGCAAUAUUUACUCCAAAAUCUGAAAAACGGCAAGCCACGGAAAGGAGCCAUGAAGGAGGCUGUCUCUGUCUUCAAAUCUUCGAAACGGACGGUGUCUCGUCUGUGGGCUGCAGCCAAGAAACAGCAAGAUAAAGGUGAGCAAAUCUAUUUAACAAGUGCAAAACCUAAUGCACCUAGAAGAAAAAGAGUUCAUGUAGACAUAGAGCUCAUUCAAAGCUUAGAGCUACACAAACGUUCAACAAUACGCAGGCUGGCCGUGGGAAUUAAUCGCAGUAAAAGCACAGUUUGGCGUUGGGUGAAUCAGGGGCUGAUCAGAGCCCACACAAGCGCUAUUAAGCCUAAUUUGACAGCGCCUAAUAAAUUGCUUCGACUACAGUUUUCACUAGAAGCAUUGGUGUUUGAUCGAAUCAUGCUGGCUUUAAAGUUUAAAGCUAUGAACAACACAGUGCACGUUGACGAGAAAUGGUUCUAUAUAACAAAGGCUGCACACAGACCGAUUUUUUCAGAUGAUGGUGAGGUUCUUUUUGAUGGGAAGAUUGGUAUCUUCCCAUUCAUACAAAAGGUACCAGCUAAAAGGAACAGUAAAAACAGGCCUUCGGGGACUUUAGAGACGAAGCCAAUUCAGUCCGUAACAAAAGAAGUCAUGAGAGACAGUUUCAUUAACCAGCUUCUCCCUGCCAUUAGAGCCAAGUGGCCUGCAAAUGCAUCAAAGAUCAUAUACAUUCAGCAGGAUAAUGCCAAACCUCAUAUCCAGGACACAGACCCUGAAUUUAGGGCUGCUGCCACAGUGGAUGGGUUUGACAUACGAAUAGUUCAUCAACCCCCAAAUUCACCCGACACAAAUGUGAAUGACUUAGGGUGGUUUCGAGCUAUUCAGAGUAUCCAAACAGAAUCUGCAUGCUACAAUGUUGAUCAAUUGAUAAAGGCAGUAGAAGAAUCAUAUGCACAGCUCUCUCCUCACACUCUCAACAAGGUCUUUUUGAGUUUACAAGCUUGUAUGGUGGAAAUCAUGAAGCAAAGGGGACACAAUGCAUACAAGAUCCCUCAUUUGAAGAAGGAUGCACUUAUGAGGGCUAAUGAGCUUCCUACGGACUUAGGGGUUCCACUAGAGUUAGUGGAAGAGUGCUUCUCCUAUAUGAAUGAGAAUGCACCAAUGCAUCAAGUUGAAGGGUUGAUGGAUAAAAUGGGAUAUCCACAUCAAGGAGGGCUCCAAAAUCAGUUUGAGCAGUUAGGAAUUUAG
This is a messenger RNA of Salvia miltiorrhiza (redroot sage), 1284 nucleotides long. RefSeq lists its product as uncharacterized. The record is from RefSeq and is a predicted model, not a curated record. The transcript is spliced from 3 exons. NCBI's taxonomy places the organism in Eukaryota, Viridiplantae, Streptophyta, Magnoliopsida, Lamiales, Lamiaceae. The coding region runs from base 1 to 1284 and encodes 427 amino acids. Gene Ontology annotation, molecular function: nucleic acid binding.